AUGAGAAACAUACUUUGUGUGGGGACCAAAGCCCUCUCCCACCAGGACGAGAAACGCAAACGAUUCCCUGUCAACUUACCGUUCCGGCGGAAAUCAAAACACCCGGGCAUUCCCAUCAUCUCUGUCGUGCAGAAACCACCAAUACCUGACUUCCUCCUCGUUGUUCCUGCGGCUGCCGCUCCAGAUUCACCUCUACAUAUCCCGGCUGAGGCUCCACGAAAUCCAUCGGUGGAGGGACUUGCCCAACCUGCACACGUACCCGAACCGGUUCACGAGCCCGCGCCUGCGCAAGUCAUGCAAGGACAACCAGAAGCACUGCUCGCCGGUGAUCCGCUAGGAGCACUUGAUGGGCAACAGGUACAAGCUGAUCCCGUCAUUGUUGUACCCGACGACGAUGCACCAGUCCCAGCCGAAGCCCCAGCGGAGGACCCUAAAGCUGUUGCUGAGCUAGGUAGAGUGUCCUUUGAAGAGAGCAUAAAAAGCGCCUGUACAAUCGCUGUUCUAGAACUCUUCCCCGACAUCUGUCCUGUUUACGUCCACGAAACAUGCGAGAGCUUGGCCUAUGACUAUGAGUCUGUGGUCAGCCAUAUCCUCGACAAAAUCGAUGACGGCCCCUCGUAUCCACGCAGAGCGGAUUUGAAGCGGAAGCGCGUGGCGAGCUCAGUGGAUACGACUGCAAACGGCGUUACUGCCGCGACGAGUGCUUUUACAAUCGAUUCCAUCGAUGACAGCAGCUUGAGUGUAAAAGAGAGAGAAGAGCGUGCUGCUCGAUUUUUCAACAGCGACGAACGUCGAAGCAGGCACAAGGUGGGCGCGUACACCCCAACAGCUCGCACGCUUUUGCAACAGGCAUACCCAUAUGUGCCGCAUAAGUUCAUCACCACGCAACUGACUAAACACGGCAACUGCCUCUUGCUUGCCCUACUCGACCUCGAUGAGCACAUUGUUCACAAGGGCCCGCUGCAUCUGGGAUUUGUAUUCAAGAAGACAAAGACCAAGUUGAAUCCGGUUUACUCGAUGGAAUCCCUGCCAGGGAUGAUCCGUAUUGAGGAGUCGGAGUCGAAAAAGGACGCCCUGGAGGAGUACCUUGCGGCUCUCAAAAUUCGACAGCUCCGUAAAGUGAAGCGCGACGAAGAGAAGCAGCGGGAAAUCAGCGAAGCUGCCAAUAUCGAGCAGGCCAAGAAGGACGGGACUAUCAAGGAUUGCGAGUGUUGCUUCGGAGACUUCCCCAUGAACCGCAUGGUGCACUGCAAUGCCUCCACUCUACAUUGGUUUUGUGUCGACUGCGCGCGGCGCAUGGCGGAAACCCAAAUCGGUCUGUCCAAGUACGAGCUGGCGUGCAUGUCCAUGGACGGCUGCCAGGCAGGCUUUGCCCGUGCGGAGCGCGACCGCUUCCUCGACCCGAAGACGGCAAUGGCCCUCGACAGCAUCGAGCAAGAGUUUGUCCUGCGUGUCGCCGGCAUCGAGAAUCUCGAGACAUGCCCCUUCUGCCCUUAUGCAGCUGAAUACCCGCCUGUGGAGGUCAACAAGGAGUUUGCAUGCCAGAACUCCGAGUGCGAGGCCGUCACCUGUCGUCUGUGCCGCAAAGAGUCGCAUAUUCCCAAGAGCUGCGACGAGGUCGAGAAGGAUAAGGGAGCAGCAGUGCGUCUGACGAUCGAGGAGGCCAUGUCACUGGCCAUGAUCCGCAAGUGCAACAAAUGUGAGUAUAGCCUUCCUAGUGCCGUUGCUAUUGUUCUGCGUUUAUUGGUGCGCAUGCUAAUUUUCUCGUCAGGUGGCACACCUUUCAUCAAGGAGCUCGGCUGCAACAAGAUGACGUGCACGCGUGCCGGCUGCUCCAAUGUGCAGUGUUAUGUCUGUCACCAAUCGUGCGAUUACUCGCAUUUCGACGACACUUCCCGAGGUGGAAAGGCGGGCAACUGCCCGCUGUUUGAGAGUGCCGAGGAACGCCAUGAAGUGGAAGUGCUCAACGCCGAGGAGGCGGCCCGUCAAAAGGCAAUCGAGAAUAACCCGGAUGUCAACAUUGACCAUCUGAAAUUCCAGAUCUCCGAACAGGUGGCGGCCGACGAGAGCCGCCGUAAGAACGAAGAUGCCGAACGGCGGGCAGCUAAUCAACGCUGA
This is a messenger RNA of Sporothrix schenckii 1099-18, 2118 nucleotides long. RefSeq lists its product as uncharacterized. Bases 1 to 2118 code for a protein of 705 amino acids. The record is from RefSeq and is a predicted model, not a curated record. Lineage: Eukaryota; Fungi; Ascomycota; Sordariomycetes; Ophiostomatales; Ophiostomataceae. The transcript is spliced from 2 exons.